Messenger RNA from Pochonia chlamydosporia 170, 375 nucleotides. RefSeq lists its product as hypothetical. The record is from RefSeq and is a predicted model, not a curated record. NCBI's taxonomy places the organism in Eukaryota, Fungi, Ascomycota, Sordariomycetes, Hypocreales, Clavicipitaceae. The transcript is spliced from 2 exons. The coding region runs from base 1 to 375 and encodes 124 amino acids.
AUGCGCUCUGGUCCAACACUUUUAGUUUGCAACUUGACAGGGUUUGGCUGCCAAGACGGACAUGGAACCAGACUCUUCAUGGAGCUCGACCAGACAGACUGGACCCCAUUCUCAGCGGAUACACAGAUUGACGGAGUAAACAGCUCAUGUAUGGAGGGAUUGGUGAAUGGGAUCCGAUCCUGGGGAAUGACCCGCACUGUCGCGUGUAUUGACACGGGGCAUUUUGAGUUGGAGAGGAUGAAUCACGAGCGGCAAGUUGAGUCAAUGAGCUGUGAUCGAUGUCCAUGUUGGUUCGGUGGCGCCAUUGGAAAGAGGGGAGAUGGAGACAUGGACAACGGUCAGGCACAAGCAUUCAUCAAUUCAUUGCUUGGAUGA